Messenger RNA from Staurois parvus, 372 nucleotides. NCBI's taxonomy places the organism in Eukaryota, Metazoa, Chordata, Amphibia, Anura, Ranidae. The record is from the annotation of a GenBank genome assembly.
AUGGCCACAGGCACCGUGGCGGGACUCUUGCUCUGCAAGCGCUGCUCCCUUCUGCUUUUCAGAGGCACCCAUAGAGGGUUUGGUGGCAGCAGAUGGCACGGCUCAAACCCUAGAUUAGUACAGAGUCACUAUAGGACUGUCAGAGGGAUGACCACCUCCAGGACAGAGACUGUCUUCAAUGUGUUUGAUAGAAGUAUGAAGAGGAAGCAAAAGAAUUGGGCAGCAUCUCAAGAUAACACUCAGGAGUAUGACUACCUCAAGGAAGAGGUGGCCGCUCGCAUUGCUGACCGUGUCUUUGAUGUAGCAAGAAUAUUUCCAUUUGCUUUAGAUCUGGGCAGUGGAAGAGGUUACGUUUCACAUAAUUUAACAAAG